AUUUGUUUGGUAGCAAUGAACAUAAAAUCUGCAGUUUCAAAAGUUGAAUUGCUCACGGUCGGUACGAGAAAUCGCGCGCUUGCUCGCGGGAUAAGGCAGAGGGGAGCAAAGUGCGGCGAGGACCGAGGACGAGGAGGAAUCGAGAGGAAACGUUACGGAACUCGAGGGAUCAUGUCAGGGAAGGUGUACGAUGUCACGCCAGAACAGCGCGAAGUCGCGUUGUGGAGAGACGCGAAACGCAAGCAACUGCGCGAAAUGUACUUGAGGGACUCCGGACAUCCGACCAAGAGCCUCCUCUUUGACACAGGAAUAUACAGAUACGCCUCUGCGAAAACAGCGGUGGAAAUGUACUUCGUGCCUACAGCAAUAGGAUACAUCACGCGAUUUGGUUUCGUCCUGGGUGCCAUUUUCCUGACUGGAUUGGGAUUAAAACAUAGAAGAGAAAAGAGGGAACACAUGUAUCGCACCGGGCAAAUCCCUUACGAAGUCAGAACACAUAGAUUCUGUUAGACAGUUAUUUUAAUAGGAUACAGGCAGUUGUAUCUGUAUAACUAGAUUGUACAGCGAAAUAAACUAUUAUAACAAA
Messenger RNA from Vollenhovia emeryi, 586 nucleotides. RefSeq lists its product as uncharacterized. The transcript has 3 exons. NCBI's taxonomy places the organism in Eukaryota, Metazoa, Arthropoda, Insecta, Hymenoptera, Formicidae. The record is from RefSeq and is a predicted model, not a curated record. Gene Ontology annotation, cellular component: mitochondrion. Bases 16 to 510 code for a protein of 164 amino acids.